UUCUAUGAAAUCAUUCCAGUCUCUGAUUUUCUGCCUCUUUACCUUGCUGGCGCCCACAUUUUCUGUCGUUUGUUGACCUUUUCCUUUUCCAGGCGCGCGCGUUCUUUCAACUCUCGCUAUCGCUGGUCACCGCGAUCAUACUCAGUGAUAUUCGUCAACAUGAUCGUCGCUCUCUUCAUUUGGCUGCUGGCAGCAUUCUCGUCUGGUGUAGUGGCAGGACCUCUGCCUUUGCAAUUUCGAAGCCCAUUUUACCCUUACUUUCGCAAUACAACAUCCCUAAGCUCUACGUCCACAACAUCUACUAUUUUGACGAGCUCAAAACAAACGACUUCGGUAUCUAUUUCAAGUUCGAAUCCUACCAACCAGACAGCGGAGGCAAAUACAGCUGUUGUGGUUGAGCCCGUGGGACACACAAUCAUCACACAUACCCAGUCGGCGAUUACCUUUCUCGAUCCCAAGGGACGGCCCAUGCUCACUCAAGACGCCGAGACACUUCUUUCCACUUCCUACUUCUCACGACCCCAGCCUACACCCAGCCAAGAUGUGCCAUCGAAGUCGCCUAGUGCAGAGCCUUCCCGCACACCUUCUGCUACGCCAUCAACUGGGACACCUACGACCCAAUCUACUUCUUCAAGUCCUCAAGACCAACCACCAUUCACGUAUUCACCGAAAGGGACUGGUGGUCAGAGCACCCCGUCGAAGUCUUCGUCGUCGGCUGAAACCCAAGGCUCAAAUUCUACUACGACAUCAGUGAGCUCGCCUCUGACCAGCUCGGGAGCAAAGGCACCAGUAGCUAUACCCACUAUCCAACGACCCACUGGUGGAUCAAAUCAGACAAUAUCAAAUUCCCAGGGGACAGCUACGCAACCCCAGACUCAGACUGAGCAGACGUCUGCUGCAUCUUCAAAGAAAGUCGUCUAUGUUACGCAAACCUCGUACACGACAGUCGCACCUCCUGUCGAAUCUGCCUCUCAAGCUUCAUCAACGACUGCGCCCUUGUCUGAGACACCCGCUCCAUCAGUUUCUAGCUUGCAACCGUCGAGUGCCCCAGCAGCAUCCUCAUCAUCUGCUGGUCUACCUCCGACCUCCCUCCGACCUCCACCAGCAGUCACGAUCACGUCGAGUGCCGCCUCGAUCUCAACAACGCAAGCGCCAGCAAUUCCCGCUCCAAGCGCCCCACCACCAUCGUCAUCUGUAGCGAGCGACCCUGGAAGCGCCGUAGAAUCAUCGGCGGCUAGCCAAACGCUGAAGCCGUCUAAUGCUCCAGCGGGAAGCACGGGUGGAAAUGGCGGGUUCCAAUAUCCAACACGUUCGGUUGGUGCGAGCCCUGCGCCCACUACAUCGUCGUCCCCAGGUGGUGCUACAACCACAGAUGUACCUUCGUCCAGUACUACGCCUGCUUCAUCUAGGCAAUCAUCCACAAGUCCUGCGGUGUCGCCGUCACGGACAUCGAAUAGUCCGUUGAUCGUGACGCCGAUUAACCCAAAUCAACUGUUCACUGUCACGGUGACUGCAACAACCACAGAGAAGGAGACGGCUACUGUCACGGCAACCGUCAAAGAUUAG
Messenger RNA from Periconia digitata, 1566 nucleotides. The record is from the annotation of a GenBank genome assembly. NCBI's taxonomy places the organism in Eukaryota, Fungi, Ascomycota, Dothideomycetes, Pleosporales, Periconiaceae.